Messenger RNA from Nerophis lumbriciformis (worm pipefish), 279 nucleotides. The record is from RefSeq and is a predicted model, not a curated record. Lineage: Eukaryota; Metazoa; Chordata; Actinopteri; Syngnathiformes; Syngnathidae.
AUGACCAAAUUUAUGGAGUGGCUAUUCGGAGUUUCGGUGGUGCUGGCCGCCUGGGUGCUGGUUGCCUUCGACCCGUUGGACCUGAAGGUGCCGCAUCCGUACCGAGAAGUGGCUUGGCCCAUGCCGCUCUACCUGUUGGUGUCGUUCGGCUGUUACUCCUUGCUCACGGUGGGCUACCGGGUGGCCACCUUUAACGACUGUCAGGAGGCCGCAGAGGAGCUUCAAGCACAGAUUAAGGAGGCAAAGAAGGACUUGAAAAAGAAAGGCUUGAGGAUGUAA